AUGUCCUCAGCAUGGUUACCCGAAUUGGUUGCAGAUACAAACCUUCUACAACGGUUUGAAAGCUAUCAAUGGCCGAGUGAGCGUUCAAGUGCAAAGAAAGUUACUGGCCUUUAUGAAGUAGAUCUUAUUACCGCCCUUGCAACUCAAAUGUUAUCUCUCACAAAUCAAAUAGCUGCAUUGACUUCACAUGGAUCACAAAAGAAAUCAGAAUCUAUUAUGGCUACAUCCACUGUAUGCCGAAAAGUUGAAAGGGAGAAUGAACAUCUUCAGUAUGUGAACGAUCAGAAUUUCAAUCAAAAGGAAAACUACUCAAGAAACAACUACUAUCAGGGGUUCAAUAAUCAAGCGUUUGAGCGAAAGCCAUCACUGGAAGAUAUUUUAGGAACCUUCAUUUCGGAGACCAGAUCGAGGUUCAACAAAGAUGAGGCAAGACUUGACAGCAUUGAGACACAUAUGACCAACUUGGGGACUACAGUGAAGAAUUUAGAGGUACGGAUUGGUCAGAUAGCAACUGCAAUACAGUCUCAACAAAAAGGACAAUUUCCCAGUGACACAGAGGUUAACCCACGGGAACACUGCAAUGCUAUCACCCUAAGAAGUUGUAAAGCAGUUGAAGAACGCAAGCUUAGAGAGGUUAGGGUACCUACAUCGGAUCCCAUUCUUGCAAGGGAAAAGCAGACUGAAGGGCAGAAAACUGAGGCAGAGAGGGAUUUGAAGAAGGAGUUUGAUGAAAAAUUCGCAAAGUUUCUGGAGGUCUUCAAGAAAAUCCACAUCAGCAUUUCCUUUGCAGAAACCUUGGCCCAAAUGCCUAACCAUGCCAAGUUCUUAAAAGAAGUGAUGUUAAAGAAGAGAAAGUUGGAGGAAUUUAAGACUGUUAAGCUGACAGAGGAGUGUAGUGCCAUACUUCAGAAGAAGCUCCCUCACAAAUUGAAAGAUCCGGGCAGCUUCAACAUCCCGUGCAAUAUUGGUGGUAUCACAUUUGAUAGGGCAUUAUGUGACCUUGGAGCUAGCAUAAACUUGAUGCCCUUAUCAGUGUUCAAAAAGCUGGGUCUUGGAAAAGUGAAUCCCACAACCCUUACCUUGCAACUGGCGGACAGAUCGAUCAUAUAUCCCAAAGGCAUUAUUGAAAAUGUGUUGGUGAAGGUUGAUAAGUUCAUCUUUCCGGUGGACUUUGUGGUAUUAGACAUGGAUGAGGAUAAGAAAGUACCAUUGAUUCAUGACCGACCUUUCCUGGCUACUGGAAGAGCAUUGAUUGAUGUGCAAGAAGAAAAGUUGACACUACGAGUUAAUGAAGAGCAAGUAACUUUCAACAUCCAUCAAGAAAAGAAAGCUCCAGAAAAAGGAAAGGUUGACACUUGCAAAAUGAUCCAAUCAGCUGAAAUAAUUGCAGGAAACGGAGAAAAAAGGGAAUUAUUUUAUGAUCCAUUGGUACAAUACAUGGAAAUUAGUUACUCAACAAGGGAUGCAUCUACCGAUGGUAAUGACUUAUAA
Molecule: messenger RNA, 1491 nt
Organism: Olea europaea var. sylvestris
Lineage: Eukaryota; Viridiplantae; Streptophyta; Magnoliopsida; Lamiales; Oleaceae
Exons: 3
Coding region: 1-1491 (496 amino acids)
Source: RefSeq, a predicted model, not a curated record